Hyla sarda is the source of this 10160-nucleotide messenger RNA. RefSeq names its product microtubule associated protein 2 (gene MAP2). Gene Ontology annotation, molecular function: microtubule binding. NCBI's taxonomy places the organism in Eukaryota, Metazoa, Chordata, Amphibia, Anura, Hylidae. The record is from RefSeq and is a predicted model, not a curated record. The coding region runs from base 347 to 5899 and encodes 1850 amino acids. Gene Ontology annotation, biological process: neuron projection development; microtubule cytoskeleton organization. The transcript is spliced from 17 exons. Gene Ontology annotation, cellular component: neuron projection.
UAGAGACAGGCUGGUGGCUCACACAGUCCUAGGCAGAGAGCUGGUGGAGAGAAGGGAGGGAGUGAAUAAAGUGUAUCGCAGCCUCUGUAUUUCACAUGAGGCUAUUAACCAAUUCUGCCAGUACCGUCUUCCUAAGCAUCAGCUGAAUUAAAACAAAGAGCAUUAUGCUGCAGUGCCAGGGAACAGAAGUUCCUGCCUGAUCCAUCCUUUUGUUCCUGCCUUUCAGUCCUGCUCCACCAUCCGGAUAAAGAGGUGACAUAUUUCUGGUCUAGAGGCAGAUAGAUCAUUGCUCUUCAGGAAAAAGGAGGACCCUGACUACCGCAAAGGGUUUCUGGCUGGAGGAAGAAUGACGGAUAACAGGCAGGAUGAGCCCAAAUCAUCCCACUGGGCACCAGGACAGCUCAGUGAGGCCUCACCUCUCCCUCACACAACAGAUAUGAAAGAACAAGGGGGAGCAGGAGAUGGAAUGGUGCACAGCUCCAAUGGCAUUCCCUUCAGACAGUCAGAGGGAAGAGCAUAUGGGGAGAGAGCUCACCAAGAAUCCCAUGCUACAAGCAAGGAGAAUGGCAUCAAUGGAGAGAUGCCAUCUGGAGAUUCAGAAACUGCAGAGGAGGUAUCUGCACGCAUAGUCCAAGUAGUAACUGCUGAUGCUGUAGCGGUCCUGAAAGGUGAACAGGAGAAGGAAGUCCAACUCAAGGGCCCUCCAGGAGAUCUGCCAUUAGCUGUAGAAGAUACAACCAAUCUUCCUCCGUCGCCCCCUCCUUCACCAGCUUCAGAACAGAUGGGAACAGUGGAGGAAGAAGAGAAAGUUAAGGGUCAUCUGCCUGAGAAAGAAGAGGAGAAAGCUCAGGGGGGAGAAAGCAGAUCUACUGAGUCCUCUAUCGUGGGGCUAAGCAAGGUCCACUCAGAUUCAGGAUCCGAUGUGACACAACAUCACGAAGAAAAUGUUAUAUGCGAAAUAAGCGAUGACAAAGUUAUUGCAAAACAUGAAAUUGAAUCGCCCACUGUUCUGUUGCCUUCCUUACUAGGGGAAGAUGUACUUUCAGCCUCGAAGACGGGGGCACAAGGACAGUUGGAUUCUCUGCCUUACUCUGUGGAAGCUGUAGACACGGUUGAAGAUGUUCUGUUCACGAAAAAUAAGACUGAGGAGAAAAGUAAGCAAGAUGCAAUAGAACCAGGAUCUUCAGAGCAUGAUGGAAAGAAAUCAGAGAAAGAAGAGGAGAAAUUACCAUCAGCACUACAAAUGUCUGGUUCUGACGUAACUUUUGCGAUACCACAUGUUUAUUCAUUUUCGGUAGAGCCUUGUACUCCGACAACCCCUGAAGCUGAACAACUUGACUUUAGCAGGGCUGAGGCUGAAGGCAAAGACAGCCUUUCGACAGACCACGCAACCAAUGAGAAUGAAAAUAUUUUUUCUAGUUUUCCUUCAAGUCAAACAGAAAUUUCUUUUCAACAUUCCCCAGUAUUGGAAAAAGAACAGACUUUGAAAGACGAACUUUUUUCAUAUUCUCCAUUGCCUGUCACAGAACCAAUUGAAAAAGAUAUAAGUACAGCUAAGCCAGGUAUUUCAGACACCACCAAAGAUAGUUGCCAGGGAGAGUUGGCUCAUCCAGAUGCCGACAGCAUUAGCGAUACAAGUGUUCAGAAACAUGAUAAAGAUUCUGUUACAUAUAAUGAGGGGAGGGAUGUCAGUCAUUCCAAAUCAGACAUGCUAGGUCAAUCAGAUAUUGUGGCAAAGCAAGAUGAGAUUAUUGCUAGCAAGUCCGAUGAUAGCAUAGAAGAACCAAAAGACAUUGCUAGUAAAGAGAGCAGCAUUAGAGAUAUUACCAGUAGUCAAGAUGAACUGAUGAGCCCAAAAGCUACAGGUCACCAUAAGACGCACGAAAAAAUGGACGUCUCAGACCCAUUCACGCAUGACAAAAAAGAAACAGUACUGGAAUCCCUUAAAGAGAAUGUUUCACCAGAGGUUCCGGCAGACAGCAAAUCUCUAGAUGACCACAAAUUUAAACUUGCUGAAGAUAAAUCUGGAAUGUCUACAUAUUUUGAAACAUCUGCACUGAAAGAGGAAACAUUGGAUAGUAUUGUACUCAAGAGCAGUGAUUACUAUGAGCUGACCGACGUCAAAGACCCUCCAUAUGAAGCCUGUUCAAUACCACAUAUAGCCAAGAGAGAAGAAGAAGAAGAAGAACAAGAAGAGGAAGAAGAAGAGGAUGAAGAUGUAGCUCCAAUGCCUGAUGAAAAAAUUAGUCCCUCUACUCAAGAUGUUGGCUAUAGUUCACUUACCUCUACAAAACUUCAGUCAACUUUAUCAGCUGGAGAUCGUAUGUUUACUAUUGACCCUAAUAUCUAUUCGGACAAAUCAGAAUUUCUUAGUAAAAAUAAAGAUGACCUGACCCUAAGCCGUAGUCUAGGACUUGGUGGUAGAUCUGCCAUUGAGCAGAGAAGUAUGUCCAUAAAUCUCCCUAUGUCUUGUCUUGACUCCAUAGCACUAGGGUUCACUUAUGCUCGGGCCCAUGAUCUCUCCCCACUAGCCACUGAUAUUUUAUCUAACACAAGUGGAAGCCUAGAUGAAGGAGAUGAAUCUGAUUUACCAGCAACCACCCCUGCAAUAGAAAAAGCCCUUUCGUUCCCAGAAGAACCAGAGCAGGUGGAGGAGGAGGAGGAGGAGGAAGAAGACACAAAAGAAAUGGUAAAAGACACAGGGAAAGAACGAUUUGAACUAGAACCACUUUGUGAAUCACAGUACCCAGCAAACGAAUACUUCAAAAAUGGUACAAUUAUGGCGCCUGAUUUACCAGAAAUGUUAGAUUUAACAGGCCCAAGGUCCAGGUUAGAUUCAGGUAGUGCAGAAUCUGAGGCCACUAGAAGGAAGUCUUCAAGCUCUGAAAUCAUUAUAGAUGAAAGUAACAUAAGCCAGCAAGCAUCUAUCAUAGAAGGUAGCCACCUUCUUGUAAAGACAGAUAGCCAGCAAGAAGAAUUGGGCUAUUGUGUUUUUAAUAAGUACACAGUCCCUUUGCCAUCCCCUGUGCAAGACAGUGAAAAUCUAAGUGGUGGAAUGACAUCUCUUUAUGAAGGUCUUGCUGUAGAUCCAUCUAUCAUUGAGGUAAAGCUUGCCGCUGCAGAGAAGCUUGGUAAAGAAAGACAGGAAUCCACUGGUGACACUUUUGCUAUGCGUUGGGAAACAGAGUCUGAGAAAAAGGUUUGUGAAACUAAACUUGACACUGUGGUAGAGAAGGGUGAGGAACAGAUUGACAUAAAAGAAAAUCAGCUUACCACUGAGCAAAAAACACAACUGGAUAGUUCAGAAGUCGUUUCAGUAGGGAGAAAAGAUUCAGUCUCUGAAAAGUUAGUUGAAAAAAAAAGGGAAGAGGCAAUCACAGAAGACGAAAUAUCUGUAAAUGUCUCAAAGGAAGAAUCCACAACUAAACUUUCUGAAAUUGACACAUGCCCUAUAACUGUGUCAGAUAUAUCAGAAAUGGAACAAACAAAGUUGUCUACUGAGGAAACAUAUAGUCACCAACAGGUGACUGAAACAACAAAAGUUGUACCACAGACACAAGAGGAAUCUCAGUCAGAAAGUGAGCCUAAAACUCCAGAAACUAAAGAAUCUGAUUCUACUAUGGUGAAAGUAGAAGAAGAUGUUUCCCUGGCUAAAGACAUCUCCAAGCUAUCUGAAGUGGACUUAAAAGAGAAAGGGGCAAAACCUGACUUAGUGCAUCAAGAAGCAGUUGACAAAGAAGAAUCUUAUGAAUCCAGUGGAGAACCAGAACAGCCUCCAGAUUCAUCACAAGAACCGUCCAAAGACAUAACCACCACUGAUGUGAAGAAACCAAGCAUCGAGGAAACAACUGCUGUGGACAUCACAAAGGAGCCAUCAGAAAAUAUUGUUACUUCAACACAUGAGAUUGAGGAAAAGGAAACGGAGGAAGUACAAAUCGAAAAAGUGAGUGAACCUCAAGAAGAACAAACAGUUAAGGAGGUUAUAGCAAAGGAUGAAAUGGGCCAUGAGAUCCAGGCUGUAGGUGAACAAGAGGUAGUUGUAGAUGAUAAGGAAGACCAUGAGGUAGAGGUGUUAGAGGAAUGCAGCACAGAUACCACACAAGAAACACCACAAUAUUCUGGAGAAGAAGAAUUUGUCAAAGAACCUUCUGCAGAGUACUUAGAGGAAGCAACAGGUAUUAUUGAGUCCAUAGUCACAGUUGAAGAUGACUUUAUUAAAGUGGUACAAACUGCUACAGACGAAGGUGAAACGGUGGCUCACAAUGUCCGCUUUGCAGCAUCUGAACCUCCUGAAACAGAACAAAAACCUUUGACAGAAGAAGAGGAGGAAGAGGAAGAGGAGGAAGAAGUAAUAGAAGAGUUCCAUGAUGAACCAAGAGAAGGAUCACCUUGUAUGCCUGCUUCUCCAGAAAAAGAAACAGAAUACCAGACAGAAACACAAGAUGAUUACAAAGAUGAAACAACCAUAGAUGAUUCAAUACUGGAUACAGACAGCAUUUGGGUGGACACACAAGAUGACGAUAGGAGCAUUAUGACUGAAGCAAUAGAACCCAUUCCUAAGGAGGAGAAGGUAGAGCGAGAAAUACAGAAGGUUCCUGUUGAAAGACACAGGAAAGACAAGCCUUUCAAGAGUGGCCGAGGUCGUAUUUCUACUCCUGAAAGGAAAAUGACUAAAAGGGAGCCUAGUGCAACUUCCAGAGAUGAAGUGAGAAGGAAAAAAGCAGUUCUUAAGAAAGCAGAAAUUGGUAAAAAAUCCGACGCUCAGCCCCACUCUCCCUCCAGAAAAGUAAUUUUAAAACCUGCGGUCAAGCAGUCUAGACCGGCCCAUCAGGCCUGCGUGAGAAGGAAGCCGGCAGGGGGUGAUUCCCAACAAACUCCUAGUGCUCUCCGGCAGUCGAGGGACAGGAUUACUGAUGGCGUGAACAAGAGUCCGGAGAAACGUUCCUCUCUACCUAGACCUUCUUCAAUCCACCCAACUAGGAAAAUAAUUCCUGUAGAUAAGGAAGACAACUCUUUCUCCACCAGCACAUCCUCUGUGAGACGCACCACAAGAUCUGAGCCAAUCUGGAGUCGAACAGGAAAGAGUGGAACAUCUACUCCUACCACCCCUGGAUCCACAGCUAUUACUCCAGGAACACCACCAAGCUACGCUUCUCGAACUCCUGGUACACCAGGCACACCCAGCUAUCCACGUACACCCCGCACUCCAGGAACUCCAAAAUCUGCAAUGUAUGUAGCCUCUGAGAAGAGAAUUGCUGUUCUGAGAACACCGCCCAAGUCUCCUGCCACUCUAAAACAGAUGCGGGUUAUGAAUCAACCCCUGCCAGAUUUGAAGAAUAUAAGGUCCAAGGUUGGAUCUACAGACAACAUUAGGUAUCAGCCAAAAGGAGGACAGGUUAAAAUCUUAAGUGAGAAGAUUGAUUUUAGUGGUGUUCAGUCUCGUUGUGGUUCCAAGGAUAACAUCAAUCAUAAUGCAGGGGGAGGUCAAAUCCAGAUUGUUACCAAGAAGAUUGACCUUAGUCAUGUAACAUCAAAAUGUGGAUCCUUGAAGAACAUUCACCAUAGGCCAGGUGGUGGACAUGUUAGGAUUGAGAGUGUUAAAUUGGAUUUCAAAGAAAAAGCCACAUCUAAGGUUGGCUCACUAGAUAAUGCUCACCACACACCUGGUGGUGGAAACAUCAAGAUAGACAGCCAGAAAUUGCAUUUCCGAGAGACAGCCAAGGCCCGUGUUGACCAUGGUGCAGAAAUAAUAACACAGUCCCCAGGUCGUUCUAAUCUGGCCUCUCCACGGCGUCUCAGCAACGUGUCCUCUUCUGGAAGUAUCAACUUGCUAGAAUCACCACAACUUGCAACUUUAGCGGAAGAUGUCACUGCAGCCCUGGCUAAACAGGGCUUAUGAAUGUGUUCUACCUUUAGCAGUGUAUGAAGUUAAAUCUUAAAUAAUAAUAAUAUUAAUAAUGAAAAUAUUUACGCAUGAGCUCUUGGCAGGAUUUGGGCUCAAAGCAGGUGUCACAUUCAUUACUUUUCAGAUCCUUUUACACUAAGAGCAAAUAUCACAUAAAGCCAAACCUAUACACAAGUAGGUUGUUCAUUGUAUACAUAAUAUUCUGAGUGAUGGUGACAGAUUUACCCAUUAUGUUACUGGCAGUAGAAAAAAAAUCCUAGGAUAAAAGUAGACAGAUAGUAACUGGUCAUACUUUGUCAUGUUCCACAGGAAAUAAAAGACAAAAACAUCACAUGUUAGAAUACUUUCCAAGCAUCACCCAAGUCCUUAUCACUGCUCUUGACUAGUCUUGCAUGGAGCCCUACAAAUACUUGGUGUUAUUUCAACAUGUGCCUGCCAGCCACCCGAACAAAGUUUGCGUAAGAGCCAUGUCCUGUUAGAGCGGCUGCUCAUCUCACUGUUCAGUUCAGAUAGUGGUCAAGCUCUUUGUUCCAUCAAAUCCCCAAUCCAUAUAGGCUAACAAACUCAUCGAAGCUUUCUGCUGUGCAAAAGACCGAGGUGCAACGGGAUUUACGAAGAAGACAAACACUCACCACUAUCCAACAUUCAAAGCAAUUUUUGUUAUCGUACAGUCAGUCGUGCUUGUACAACGGGAAAAAUGCCCCCUAUUGGAGGAGAAUCUUUAAAGAAAAUGGGGAGCAGCAUUGAAAGGGAGCAACUGUUAACAUAACGCACUUAUCUUAUGACAAGUAUCUGUAUAUUUAAUGGUCUUUCAGCUUCUAGAAUGCCUGCUUUGCUUUGUAAUAUUGUGCACUGCAGACCUUCCAAGCAGUAAAGGCCAUGAACAAAAAACUUUAGCUUUGUGCAUAGGCAAACAUUUCCAACACCCUUUUUCCACCCGUUUGAUACAGUAUUAUUAAUCUAGAUGUAUAUAUAUUUCUCUGUGGCCAUGUUUUCAUUCAUUCUCCCAAAACCUUUUCAUAUACUUGAGAAAAAUCCAUUUCUUACUCACAGUAUCUGUGUCUAUUGCACCAUUUGGUAAAGCAGUUUUAGGUAGGCAUAAUUUAAUAUUAGGAGCGCUUUCUUUUUUUUCCUAUGUAAAAAAAUUAAAAAUUAAAAAAAAAAAUUCUGAUAAAACACAGCAACGCUCUUUAGCAUGAAAUUGCUCUGUUUGGGGUCUUAAGAGACAUUGGCUGUUUUGAUUUCCCUUUCCAAGCUGGAUUGCUCCAAAAAUUGAGACGUUUUUGUCGAUGACUGCUUUUCUCUUGCUCCUCAUUUUGAAAGGGCUGAAGUAUGAGUUGAUUUUUAAUCUUAAAGGUCCCCAUUUUCUUUUCUCUGUACAAACAUCCAUUCACAAAGUGUUUGCUGAUUUUUAUUUCCUACUUGCUAAAGUUGAACAUUACUUUAAUUCUGGGUAGUGAAAUACAUAUAUGGCAAGUGCUAAUAUUCGGAGAUGGUGCCCUAGUGCAUUACUCUUAUCUGCAGCAAAGGGCUAGUGAGGAUUUAUUCCUGUAGAAUUCUUUAAGAUAACUAUAUCCUGGAAUUCAGUUUUAAUCUUAGUAUCAGCCACACUUGAUCUUAAGUAUUAUACGACCUAACUAUAAACCUUUAUAAAUCCUGAGCCUGUUAUCAUUGCUGAUUUUCAAACAUAUAUUGGGAAGAUGUCUUCAAGGCUUUCUGCCGAAGAACGCCAAAGGAUUGAAUUCUCUAUACUUGUAACCAUUCAACCACUGUAAGUACCGGAACCGCAGUAUAGAUGACAUCUUUCUUUCUCUCAUUCAAUAAUUUACAGUAAGUCAAAGAACCAAAACUGAAUUACAAGAAUAUCUUUAUUUGUACUGUCAACCUCAGUGCUAUAAUAAACAGUGGGGAAAGGGUAAACAAUUCUAAAAGUUCAGAUGCCUCAAUAUCAAAUGAGAUGAUCAGGACCCUGAAACAAAUAGUUAUCAUUCUGAUGUUUUUUUUUAAAUGUACUGAAUUGGUCAAUAAAUGAAGAUGACAUCACAAAGCCACUUUUUAUUUACUUAUUUUUUAAAGACCUUGUAAAAAAAAAAAAAGGGAAUUUCAAAAGCUUCUUUUAUGGGUCUCUAGUAGUUAAAUCAAGAGUAAUUUGCACUAAAUAAGUUUACUUCACCCUAUUUAAGUGCUAGAAUACAUUUCCUAACUCUGCUGAAAUUCCAAGUGUAAUAUAAUCUUAUUUUAAAAAAUUAGACCAAAUGAUACAAUAAAAUGGAGUAUGUAAUGAUGGACUCACGUAAUUGUCUUUUAUUAUUUUACUAUUUGUUAGUGUCCAAACUAAUAUUUGUCAUCUCCAUUGUAAGUAAAGAAAGAUUUGUAGUUUUAGUCCUAUUAUCUAAUCAUUUUGCAGCAGUCCACACUUAGAGGGGAAAUCAACUGGUGCAAGAAAAUCGCUUCUAUUUAAAAAUCUUAACCCUUCUGGUACUUAUCAGCUGCUGUAUACUACAGAUAUACUACAGAUACAUUUGUAAAGUUCUUUCCAGCCUGACCACAGUGCUCUCUGCUGACACCACUGUCCGUGUCAGGAACUGUCCAGAGCAUGAGAGGUUUUCUAUGGGGAUAUGAUUCUAAUCUGGAUAGUUCCUGACACGGACAGAGGUGUCAGCAGAGAGCACUGUUGUGAGAGAGAAAAGAAAUUCACAAAUUUCUCUGUUUUAUACAGCAGCUAAUAAGUACUGAAAGGAUUACGAUUUUUUAAUAGAAGUAAUUUACAAAUCUGUUUAACUUUCAGGCACCAGUUGAUUUGAAAACCUUUGUUUUCUACUUGUUUCUAUUGGAGUUCCCCUUUUAAGUGGACCUCAUAUAUCACAAAAAGCUGCUGUUGGUAAGAACGACAGUUUUGAUAUAUGAGUUCCAUUGUGUGUACAGUUUACAGUACUAGAAGACAAAUGGAGUUUACUUGGCCAGGAACCCUUGUAAAACUCUGAUAAUGUAGCACUGUAGGUAUUCUGGUGACUGUAGGCUUCACUACAAAGUGCAAUGGAAUCUGUAUAAAAAAAAUGGUGCAAUGGAUAGUUCUAUCAAGGUCUUUUUUUUUUUUGCAUUGUAGUCUAUGUACAUGUCCUCCCAAAAGAAUAGAAUUGAUAUCCUUUACAAUAAAGUUUGUGUGUAAAGCUAGCAUACAGGAUUACUCUGCAGAUGUUCUUUUACCAGGGGUUAACUUUUAAGUUUUGUAAAUGGUCACAAAAUAGGUCUCAUUUUCUACAGCAUGGUGAACCGAACGUUUUACAAUCUGGUUUAUACGUAAGGUCAGAUGUAUUAGCUGAUGUGUGAAAUACAGUAGGUCAGUGUUUUAUUAACAUGGUUCAGAAAUCUUGCAGAUGAUAGAUACAGGCAGCUAAAGAAGUAUGUUAUGUCUGGUACUAUGCCCUAUGUCUGGGAUUGCUGCCUGCUGCUUGUCUUCUAUCUCUCCAGUGGUAUUGAGAGCAGCAUUGUGAUAGUGCUGUUUCUAAUGUUUCCUGUUUGUCAGUUCUUAGUUUAUGGGGAUUUUAGCAAGCACAGAACAGUUAUUUAUGUGCAGUUUGGGUUUUACUUCUUUCUCUUGCUAAUAAGAGGACAUUGACUUGAUGGCUUCUGUUCUAGUUGAUGAGCGUCCGUUUGACAAAUGGUUUUAUAUUUAGCAGAACUUCCCAGGACAUGGGGAUGACAUAUAGUUUAUAGCAAUAACAUAACUAAGGAAAUAUGUCUGGUCUAUAAAUUACAUUGGUGCAAAAAAAUGUACAAUAAAAAUUAGUCGUAUUGCUUGUCUACGUUACCUAUCACCAUCUAAUCCCCCUCCCCAUCUGUCCCUGACCUUGGAUAACUCUAUCCCUGCAUUUAUUUUGCUUUAAAACACCCUAAAAAUACCUCUUUUUUAUGCUCUCCAGUAGCUCAUCACAGUGAACAGGAGGUUGUCAUAACAAGGGCAAGUCCGGGAGAGAGCGAGAUAGCAGUGCAUUUAUAAUUAGCAAUGUGGAAAGUGGACAGAGGGGAGAGGAACAGAGAAAAAGAGAAGAGGGAAUAUAUCCUCUCUGCUCCCUGCUUGUGUAUGAGCUGAGUGCUCCCCCUCCCUCCUGCCUGCCUGACUGGCAGGCUUGGAGCUGCACAGAGCAGAUUUCAGACUGGCUCACUGAGUCCGAAAUGCUUGCUGACAGGAUUGCUAGGGAGACCCCUAUUGGCGAAGUUUUUAAAGUAAAAAAAAAAACAUGAAAGGAGGAAA